CGCUGGGCAGGAUCCGCCUCGCCGGCUGCGGCCGGCCGGGCUGGGAGACCCGCGCCGGGGAGAAGGUGAGGGGAUCUGGCGGGCAGCUCCGCACAGCCCGGAAAAUGAGCGCUUGGAAACCUGCCUGCGAGCGGACCCAUGAUCGAAGGACCAAAGGAGCCGCGUGAUCGCCGGACCUGGCCCCGCGACCCCAGACAUGGGCCAGACCUCGGUCUCCACGCUGUCCCCGCAGCCCAGCAGCGUUGAUGGACUCGACAAAGCUUCCAUAGCAAACUCAGAUGGCCCAACAGCAGGCUCCCAAACACCUCCCUUCAAGAGAAAGGGGAAACUCUCCACCAUCGGUAAAAUCUUUAAGCCUUGGAAAUGGAGGAAAAAGAAGACCAGUGACAAAUUCAGAGAAACCUCAGCAGUAUUAGAAAGGAAGAUAUCCACAAGACAAAGUAGAGAGGAGCUGAUAAGAAGGGGCGUUCUUAAGGAGUUGCCUGAUCAAGAUGGAGAUGUAACAGUUAACUUUGAAAAUUCAAACGGGCACAUGAUACCCAUCGGAGAGGAAUCUACCCGAGAGGAAAAUGUAGUAAAAUCUGAAGAAGGUAAUGGCUGUGUAGCUGAAAAAACACCACCUCUGGAGGAAAAGGCAGAAGAUAAGAAAGAGAACACUGAAAACCACCCUGAAACACCGGCUCCUGCUCCACCUCCUCCAGCUCUUCCUAGGCCUAAACCCAAACCUAAACCCAAAAAAACACCGGGGCCUCCAAAAGGGGCUGCUGCUGGGGUAAGCCCCAAGGGUGACGAAGUGCCUCCUAUUAAAAAAAUUACCAAGGCUCCUGGUAAGCAGGCCCCCGUCCCUCCACCCAAGCCAGCAAGCCGAAACACGACCCGAGAGGCUGCUGGUUCCUCUCAUUCAAAAAAACCAACUGGGUCCAAAGCAUCAGCUUCACCAUCGACUUCCUCCACCUCAUCUCGUCCUAGAGCUUCAAAGGAGACACUUUCUAGCAAAACAGGGACAGUGGGAAUCACAAAGGGCAAGAAAAAAACCGGCAAGCAGCCAACCUCUCGACCGUCCUCAGAGGCAACCACUUCGGGCACGUCCGACCUUAGAGGAGACCCUUCUGAGACGAGGGUGGAGAGUCUCAAACCCGAGCAGACCGUCCCUGGGACCGAUGAGCGGACCACAGGCAAACCCGAGUCUGCGGUGCCUCUACCCCCUGUGGCUUCACCCCCUGCUCCCCCCGCCCCUCCACGUACUCUCGAGGCGCAGUGCACUGUUGCCCCAGACAUGCCUGUGGUCCUGGUCAGCGAUGGAGCUGCCCUGCCCGCCCCUGCCUUAGACCCGAGUCAGCUUCUCUGGACUGAAGAGCCAACCAACAGAACCACUGUCCUCUCAGGCGCUGGCUUAAGUGUUAGAGAAAAUGCAAAAUGCAGUUUUACAACCAAAGAUGAGCCGGGGAAGGCGGCACCUCAUCUGCUGACUCCUGGGCUGAUGGGAGAAUCUUCCGGAUCCUUCAGUGCCCCGGAGGAUGAAGGCCAAAGGGAAUACCAGGCCAAUGACUCUGACUCCGAUGGGCCUGUCUUGUACACUGAUGAUGACGAUGAUGAAGAAGAUGAGGACGAGGAUGGCAGUGGGGAAAGUGCUUUGGCAAGUAAAAUACGACGAAGGGAUACUCUUGCUAUCAAACUUGGCAACAGACCAUCUAAAAAGGAACUAGAAGACAAAAACAUCUUGCAGCGCACAUCUGAAGAGGAGAGGCAGGAAAUCCGGCAGCAGAUUGGAACCAAGCUCGUCAGGAGACUUAGCCAGAGGCCCACAACUGAAGAAUUAGAGCAAAGAAAUAUCCUAAAACAAAAGAAUGAAGAGGAAGAACAAGAAGCAAAAAUGGAACUUAAGCGCAGACUCAGCAGAAAGCUCAGCCUGAGACCUACAGUGGCCGAGCUCCAAGCUCGAAGGAUCCUGCGGUUUAAUGAGUAUGUGGAAGUCACCGAGUCUCCUGACUACGAUCGCCGGGCAGACAAGCCCUGGGCCAGGUUAACACCUGCAGACAAGGCAGCAAUAAGGAAGGAACUAAAUGAAUUUAAAAGCACAGAAAUGGAAGUUCAUGAAGAGAGUCGACAGUUUACAAGGUUUCACCGUCCAUAAAGAAGUGUGAGACUCUGGAAACAUAGACUGGUCAUCUUUGGGGGAAGCCUCUCUUCCUGAAAACCUGAUAUUGCACUGGGAUUUGAAUGUGUGUGUUUCUGUUUAAUUGGGGAAGGAAGUGUAUGGAAAGUGCUCCCCACCUAUACAGCCCAGAUAGGGCCAACAAGCAAAGGGACAGGUGCAGUGACUCUGCUGUCCAGCAUGUGUAUUGAUGGUAAGCAACACCAUGGUUAUACCAGUUAUUCUCCAUCAGGAGUUUUAAUCAAGGAAGAUGAGCAGAAGACAAUCGCUGGGUCCCUGUUACCAGAAAGCCAAAUUGUAGAGUGUGGGUUAAAGAGAAAUGGGGACUGGAAUUGCUGGGCACUGGAAAGGGGUAGGGGUUGAAAAUCAGAAAAGAAGAGAAAUAUUUCAUUAUGUUAAUGAAGAAAAGAAAAAAAAUCAAGGCAUAAAUAUUUUUGAAGUAGGCUUUUGGUAGCUGAGAACUUAUUAAGGGAUUUUGGAAUCUAAUCACCCAAUGUGGAUUCCUUAAAGACCGGAUCCUAGAAGAAUCUUCCCGUUUCACCGUUAUGUUGGUGCAGUAUAGUACCAUUAUUUUAUGUUGUGCCAGUGAAUCCAAUUGCCAGAAAUAAGUCUGAGUGUUUUCAUGCAUCUUUUUCUUAAAUGCAAGAGACGUUUAUUGACUCUUAACAAGCAUGCCUGCCCAAAUUUUGUUGCAUGUUUCAAGUAACAUAGCUAUAUACACACUUUUUAUUUUUUUAUACUCCUUAUCUAAUGUACCAGACUUCUACAAGGAUAACAGGACUGGGAAUAAAGUCAGAUGAAUGUGACCCUAUAAAUCUGUAGGAAGCUCUAGAAAUAAAUCUUUUGGUCUUUCCCUAGCUUGAUUAUCUUCAAAGUCAAAGCAACCAUGCUUGAUCUAAGGAAGAUAAUAUUGACAAUCACAACACCUUUUUCAAAAAAAAAAAAAUCUGAAUCCAAAGUUAAAACUUAAAUGCAAGUGUUCUGCCAGCAGUUAGGUCUGAGUGGGCAUGGAAAGGACUACUCAUUUUCAAGGCUGCAUUAAGUUGGAUUGCUGCUAUUAAAAAAAUUAAGUACAUGGAUCAAAAAAAUACUCAUCCAAAGGCUUAAAAGAACACAGGGAAUUUCCGCGAAGUGGCAAGUGAGGAGGACCUCAUUUUAUAUUUUGAGAGUCUGCAGAUUACAUCCGUAAAUAUAGCAUUGACUUUCAGUGCAAAAGAAUCAGUGAGCUUAAAGUUUGGAAGUCAUGGAAGGUUUCUCUGGGAGUCUACACUCAGUAUUGAGACACCCUCAAUUGCCACCUUGCCGUUUUUCAUGGAGUCCCAGGCACAGCAUGGCUUCUGUCCCAAACACAUAUGAUCAGAUGUAAAUACCCCUUGCAUUCAAUUGUUCUUUCAUGAUUGUUUUGUGCUCCUUGUAUUAAAAACACAUGAGACAUAUAAUAACAAGACAGGACAUGGUAGACAUUUUAUUCUCAGCGCUCAGGCUAAAAUUUUCUGAAAUGUUUCUGGUUCAUAAUAUGGAAGACUGUAAUUUGCAAUUUCAACCAAAAUAGCAAACAUUUAAUCUGGGGGAUAAGUUUGGAUCCUGUCGUUCAUUUGUAUUUUACAGAACCACUUGAAAGUGAAUGAUUUUGCUUACAAAUAAAAACUUUUAGCCCCAGUUGGCCUGUUACAAAAAGCUGGGACCAUUUUAUAACCAAGAAAAGAAGUUGCACUUCUUGCUGCACUCAGCUGUGUGCACUAAAAAACCCAGAUUCUUCACUGUUGUCAUUUUAGUACUAGUGCAAGGUGAACUUUUGCUUUUGAAGAAAAAAAAAAAUUCUGCAUGCCCAAGUGUUUUUUCUUUCUGGCUGAAAGGUUUGCCCAUGUCACGGUGCUUCGAUCCAGCCAUGGGCAUUAAGUUAGUGCUGAUUCUUGCCCAAGUCCUCCCUUUCCUUAUAAUAUUAUGAGAUGAUCACUUUUGUGUCUUGGGAAAAAGUCCAAGGAAUGUAAUGUUAUUUUAAUUUUCUAAUCUUUAAAUAUUACCUUAAUUUCUAGUCACAAGGCCUCCAAAAAAUGCUAAAUAUAAGACAUUUAUCACUGUUUCGGCACUCGAGAUACAGGUCAUGGCAAGUCUCUAUUUGGUUGAUAAAAGGAACAAUUUUUUCCCCAUUCGUGGUGCCUGUGAUGCAGUUUUAAAUAAUCUACAAUGAGAUGCACCCAGUUCAAAAAUGACACUCUGGUCCUUCAGUAUACUGUCUCGCUGGUACGAUAGGUCAGAUUUAUGAACUACUCAUACUUUUUCUUCAUACCAAUUGACACAUUUAGAGAAAAGUUAACAAGUUAGAGAGAAAUGAAAAAGCCAAAAAUACUAGCACCGCUAGUCUAAUAUUUAAGAGCCACCAAUUAUGUCAUGAGAAUGAUUCUUUAAAUAAAAAGCUGUGGAAACAAUCGAAGGGUUAUGAGCUAACCUGUAUUUUGCAGAAUAAGGUUCUAUAUUAAUAGCUAAUUUGAGGAGACGGAAACACUGCAUAUUCACCUGGCAGCCCAUCCAGAGGCCUCUUGUCUGGAAGACCCAAAAGAAUGCAAAGUUGUGGACCACCCUAUGCCCAAUGCCAGCACUUCUGCUGUCCAACCAAUAAGCUGCAAUUCUAUGAAGAAAAUAAGUAUGUGCACGAAUCGGGCUGUUGUAACACAAACCAGGCUGUUCCCUACUUAACGUGAGACAUUAGGCUGACAUAGAGGAAAUGAGUUUUCCUGAGUCCCCAAGAUAUGAUUAGGGAAGCAAACAAACCCAUAUCCAGGAAGAUCCCAGGCAGGAAAGAACAAGACAGACCAUAAAACACAAAGGGGCCAUCUCGGUCUUUUGAAAAAUCAAGCAAAAGAGCAUUACCAUUAAGGUUGUGAGAAGACGCCAUGGGCUUUAUCAGCUUCUCCAUGGUCUGACAAAAUUAGUCCCCUGGUGAUCAGCGUGAAUUUAAAGCAGCCCUGCCUGAUAAUUCCCUGUGUAUGUGAAAUGUCUUGCAUUUUUUAUGUUUGAUAUGAUUUAUGUUAAUUCCUUAAAUUAUUUAAACUAAAUCUAUAAUAUUCAGAGGACCAUUUUGGGUAUCUGAAUAGCUGUUCUAAGUGGAAGAAAAAGCAAACUCAUCCAUCUUCUCUGAUUUACCCAGAAAAGCAGACUUUCUGGUUUCACUUUCAUCUCCUUUAUUAGCAUAAUGAUUGUAGUCACUUACCUUUCUCUAACGUUAGUAAAUAUAUUUCUGUUAGAAACUUCUGAAAUGUAAGUGGAAAUCUAUUUAAGACAGUAAAGGAAUUGAAUGCACCCUUGAAAGUCAUCAAAUAUUGAAAAUAAGGGAUAAUUUCUUAAAACCUGUAAUUUGGGUUUCACACCCUGCAGUUAAUUCAGUGCUGCAUUGGUACUUUGAAAACAUACAGUAGCUUACACUUAAAAGAGAAAACAGUCUGCAUUAACGCUGCGUAUCCUGAUACGUACCACGUUUUAACACGUAACAGGCGUUGUGUUUAUACUCAAUAGUCAGACACAGCUUGCAAAAAUGAUACCAUAUUCGCAAUAGAAGACAACUUUGCCUACCACAUAGUUGUAGGUGCACAUUUAAAGAGUGAAAAUGCAAAAAAAAAAAAAAAAAAAGAGUGAAAAUGCUCUAUUCCUCCUUUCUUGCUCAAAAAUUUCUUCAGUUUAUUAUUCUUUAAGUGGUCCCAGCAGCACAUUAAACAUAGUUAGAAGCCUUCCUCAAAACUGGGUGAGAUGGAAGAAAUAUACAAUUAUGUCAUUUUCAUCAAUAUGGUAGCUGAAGCAUUUCUAAAUUCCAGCCAUAUUAUUACCCCUAACCUUACUAGUGAAAGUAUAUAAUUUGUGACAGGAAUUAAUUUCUUCACGUCAUUGGAGUAUGUUGUGAGCAGUAAGGAGCCACUAGGAUGCAAUUUAUUUGCAGAGUUGUCCCUUGGCCUCUUGAAAUGGGUUAUGUUCCACUAUUGAGUAUUUGCUGUCUUCUUAUUGGCAGGAUGUAUCACACUGUUUUGCUUGGCAAAGCAGAAUGAACUUCUGGAACUGAAAUAUGUCCUAGAGGGGAAUGCCAUGGCAAAAGUCAUCAUCAAAUUAAUAGGACCAUUUUUCUGAGAGAAAACUUAUCUUUAGGUAGUUCAAAUUCAGAUUUCCAAGAGCUUGGCAGUGACCAAAGGCUGGUGAGGACAAAGGUAGAAUACUCCCAAACCAUUCUCACUUUCACUUUCCUUUUACUUUCGGUAAUAAUUAAGCAUUAGCUUUAUAUGAAAAUGGGAACCACCAUCACAUUUCUAGAAACCAAUGGAAGCAUAUCUCAUAAGGUCAUUUCAAAUUAACAAAUCUCAUAUACAUUCUGCAAGAUUUCUGGCAUAAAAUAAAAUAAAAUAAAAUAAAAUAAAAUAAAA
Prionailurus viverrinus (fishing cat) is the source of this 6561-nucleotide messenger RNA. It is a transcript of the gene PHACTR2, whose product is annotated as phosphatase and actin regulator 2. The record is from RefSeq and is a predicted model, not a curated record. Gene Ontology annotation, biological process: actin cytoskeleton organization. Gene Ontology annotation, molecular function: actin binding. The transcript has 13 exons. NCBI's taxonomy places the organism in Eukaryota, Metazoa, Chordata, Mammalia, Carnivora, Felidae. The coding region runs from base 197 to 2134 and encodes 645 amino acids.